Andrographis paniculata is the source of this 1578-nucleotide messenger RNA. RefSeq names its product serine/threonine-protein kinase-like protein At3g51990. The coding region runs from base 140 to 1459 and encodes 439 amino acids. Lineage: Eukaryota; Viridiplantae; Streptophyta; Magnoliopsida; Lamiales; Acanthaceae. Gene Ontology annotation, cellular component: plasma membrane. The transcript has a single exon. Gene Ontology annotation, biological process: protein phosphorylation. Gene Ontology annotation, molecular function: protein kinase activity; ATP binding. The record is from RefSeq and is a predicted model, not a curated record.
UCUUCUUAUACACAUAUACAUAUAUAAUUCCUAUUCUCACUCAGUGGCCAUCGAACUUCUUCAACCCACACACAGCUCAUCUUCAUCUUCAUCUUCCCUAAUUCCCCUGCAAUAAAUAAAUAUAUAUAUAUAUAUAAUUAUGCCGAAAUUGGGGAUGGGUUACCUCUCCUGCACGGCGGAAUCAUCUAUGGCGACUUUGAACUCCGACGACAAACCCACCGGCAUUAAAAUCGAGGAAUUCAAGUACCAAGAUCUGGAGCUCGCCACCAACAACUUCUCCGACGCCAAGCUCCUCGGCCGAGGCAGCCAUGGCCUCGUCUACAAAGCCGUCCUCACCACCGGCCGCCGCGUCGCCGUCAAGAAGCCCUCCUCCGCCGUCCCCGACGAAGUCGACAACGAGAUCGACAUCCUCUCCUCCCUCCGGAGCCCCGCCCUCGUCAAUCUCCUCGGAUUCGCCGCCGCCGGCCGCAACCGCCGCCUCCUCGUCGUCGAAUUCAUGAGCAACGGCACCCUCUACGACGUCCUCCACUCCGCAUCCCGCCGGCCGCCGCGGUGGCGGCGCCGGAUCAGAUUCGCCCUCCAAAUCGCCACCGCGAUCGACACCCUCCAUUCCCAAUCCCCGCCGGUGAUCCACCGCGACAUCAAAUCCGCCAACGUCCUCAUCGACCGGAAUUUCAAUGCCCGCCUCGGCGACUUCGGCCUGGCCCUCCGCUGCGCCGACGCCGACGCCGCCCGUCUGCGGUCGACGCCGCCGGCCGGAACGAUGGGCUACUUAGACCCCUGUUACGUCACCCCUGACCUCCUCAGCACGAAAGCUGACGUCUUCAGCUUCGGAAUUCUUCUGCUCGAAAUUAUCACAGGCCGGAAAGCCAUCGAUUUGAGCCACUCGCCGGCGUCCGUCGUCGAUUGGGCGAUCCCACUGAUCCGGCGCCGGAAAAUGCUCUCUCUCUACGAUCCUCGGACUCCGCCGCCCAACGACGCCCUGGUGAGGAAAACUCUGGCGGUGCUGGCGGCGAAGUGCGUCCGUUCUUGCCGGGAACGGCGGCCGUCGAUGAAGGAAGUGACGGCGUGCCUUGCGGAGCUGAGUAAGCUGGUCCCGGUCCAGUCCUGGACCGGGUUGGGGGUUAAUCCGUGCUUGACCGCGGAGACGGCGGUUCGGGCCGUUGGACAAAACGGGCCGGGUUCGAAGAAUGGGAAUAUUGCAAAGACUGGUAGACUGUUAUCGAGUUCACAAAGAAUGGAUUUAAAUUUUGGGAGCAAUUUAAUGGAAUUGAUGGCCGGGCCUAACGGCGAAUCGAGCUUCCGUUUACACGAUCACGGCGAUCAACGGCGGCCGGAGUUCGGAAAAUUGACGGCGGCCGUUAAUUUCGAAAGGUGUAGAGCUUUCGAUACGAAUAAGGUUGUUAGAAAAGAUGGGAAAAUUAGAGCCGAUUCUAAGAAGAGAAAUACUAAGAAAUAAUGUUCAUUGUUUCUUUAACACAGUCUUGAUUAAUCUGAAAAAAAAUAAAUAAAUAAAUAUAUUUUUAAUAUAUAUACUUUUUAAUAAAUAAUAAAAAAAAAUUGAGGAAAAGGAAAAAU